Molecule: messenger RNA, 4321 nt
Organism: Pungitius pungitius (ninespine stickleback)
Lineage: Eukaryota; Metazoa; Chordata; Actinopteri; Perciformes; Gasterosteidae
Gene: adam11
Product: ADAM metallopeptidase domain 11
Exons: 27
Coding region: 158-2461 (767 amino acids)
Biological process (GO): proteolysis
Molecular function (GO): metalloendopeptidase activity
Source: RefSeq, a predicted model, not a curated record
GAGAGGUUGAGAAAUGCGGGAUCCGCGCGGGGAGGAACCCCGCCGCUGUGUUAGUCCGCGCUGUCAACAACACUCCCUCUGCAGCUGCGCUCCCGGCUCCGAUCGCUUCGUGUGACGGCCGCUGCACGGAGGACAUCCCCGGGACUAUGUGAGCACCAUGCACGCUGUGCGAUGCCUGCUGUUCGUUACAGUGUGCGCACGGUGCGCGGGGACAGGUCUGAGGGAACCGAUGGGUCCGCCAGCAGAAGAGCUGGUUCAGCCCAAGCGGCUGCUGCAACGGAUCCACUCCGAGGAGGAGAUGCUCCACAGCCGCCUGGACACGCGGAUCAGAAACUACACGGCAGACGCGCGGCCGGUCCACGUGGCGCAGAGCAGCUUCUUGGUGGAGGCCUUCGGCAAGUCCUUCAUCCUUGACCUGGAACUCAACCACAACCUGCUAUCCGGAGACUAUGUGGAGCGUCACUAUGAUGAGAAUGGGCAGCUGUCACAGAAUAUGGGCGGCGAGCACUGCUACUACCAUGGACGCGUGCGCGGGCGGCCGGGCUCCUGGGCGGCUCUGUCCACCUGCCACGGCCUGCGGGGAAUGUUUUCCGAUGGCACCUUCUCCUACGGGAUCGAACCUGUCGGCAGUGGACAGGAACACAAUGACCACGUUGUGUAUCGGAUGCCGGACAUUGACCUCGUCCCAACUCCCUGUCCAGGAUGCUCUUUGAACGCCACGGGGCCCGGGGGGCGGACAGAGGGUGAGCCAAAGGAUGGAGACAGACGAUCUGAGGGGGGCGAGCCUGUUUCAACAGAAAUCCUGAAACGCUCAAAAAGACAAGUGCGGAGAGGUCAGCGCACGGUUCAGACUGAGACGAAGUACCUCGAGCUGAUGGUGGUGAACGACCACGAGCUGUUUGUGCAGCUUCGCCGGUCUGCCGCUCAGACGAAGAACUUUGCCAAAGCGGUGGUGAACAUGGCCGAUGCUAUCUACAAGGAGCAGCUCAACACUCGCAUCGUCCUGGUGGCCAUGGAAACCUGGUCUUCUGAGAACAGGGUCUCGGUGGGUGAGGACGCCUUGCUCACUCUGCGUGACUUCAUGAAGUACAGGAAGGAGAGCAUCAAGGAACGCUGCGACGCCGUCCACCUCUUCUCAGGGAGGACGUUCAUGAGCAGCCGCAGUGAAGCGGCCUACAUCGGGGGCAUCUGCUCAGUCACCAGGGGCGGAGGCAUCAACGAAUUCGGCAGUGUGGGUCCCAUGGCCAUCACGUUGAGUCAAAGCCUUGGCCAGAACAUCGGCAUGCUGAGGAACAAAGAGCGACUGGCCGCAGGAGACUGCAGGUGUCCUGACCCGUGGCUGGGCUGCAUCAUGGAGGACACGGGUUACUACCUGCCCAGGAAGUUCUCCCGCUGUAGUAUAGAUGAGUACUUGCGAUUCCUCCAGCAGGGAGGAGGCAGCUGUCUCUUCAACAAGCCCACCAAGUUGUUGGACCCACCAGAGUGUGGGAAUGGAUUCGUGGAGCCGGGAGAGGAAUGUGACUGUGGAUCGCUCGUGGAGUGUGCACGGAACGGCGCCAACUGCUGUAAGAAGUGCACCCUUACCCACAAUGCAAUGUGCAGCAACGGGCUCUGCUGCCGGGACUGCAGGUACGAGCUGAGAGGGGUGACUUGCCGCGAGGCUGUCAACGACUGUGACAUCCCCGAGACCUGCAUGGGAGACUCCAGCCAGUGUCCUCAUAACGUCCACAAGCUGGAUGGCUACACGUGCGAAGCUGGACAGGGUCGGUGUUACGGAGGUCGCUGUAAGACCAGAGACGGACAGUGCAGGACGCUGUGGGGCUACAACUCGGCCGACAGGUUCUGCUACGAAAAGCUUAAUUCUGAGGGCACAGAGAAAGGAAACUGUGGUCCGGACUCCACUGGUCAGGGAUGGGUGCAGUGCAACAAACAGGACGUCCUGUGCGGCUUACUGCUGUGCACCAAUCUGACGGAUAGGCCGAGGUUUGGUGAACUUCAGGGGAGGGUCACCAGCCUGACCAUCCACCAUCAGAACAGAUACCUGGACUGCAGGGGCGGCCACGCCGUGCUGGACGACGGCUUGGACAUGGGCUACGUGGAGGACGGGGCGCCGUGCGGCCCAAACAUGAUGUGUUUGGAGCGCCGCUGCCUCCCCGUCACCACCUUCAACCUCAGCACCUGCCCGGGCUCCUCGUCCUCGUCCGCGCGCAUCUGCUCGCAUCACGGGACUUGCAGCAAUGAGGUGAGGUGUAUCUGUGAUCCGGACUACACUGGGAAGGACUGUAGUGUGUUCGACCCGAUCCUCGUGCCCACGCCGCCGGAUGGCCCGGAGAAAUACAAAGGUCCCAGUGGCACCAAUAUAAUAAUAGGUUCGGUUGCUGGUGCAAUUCUGGUGGCAGCAAUCGUCCUCGGGGGAACUGGAUGGGGAUUUAAAAACAUCCGGAGAGGAAGAUCUUCGUGAGUUUGAGUUGCAUCUCUUCGCUGUCCUGUCUUCUUUCCACGCUGAACAGGAGACGAGACUUCUUCCCCUUCUGAUACCUCGGCCCCCUUUUUCUGUUUCUUAUUUCACUCCAUGAACGCCGUCUGCGCUGCUCUUCUCCUCCUGAGAAGCCUGGUCGUUAUUUGUUCCAGUAGCACCGCAUCCGUAAUGCUUCCAAACGUUUGCUUUUUUUUAUUUACAACAUUUUUUGUCCGUGACGCACAGUUAACUCAAGUGUGUUUACUCCGAGUUUCUCUUCCACUAGUUGAAGCAAUAUGGACCGUUUUUACCCCUUUUAAAAAUAUUUCCGUUCAUUUGAUGGAGAACACCUCCCCUCCGUGAUGUGGCUCUAGCGGCAGUGGACAUGUACAAAUACCACUAGCAGGGAAUGUUGACCCUUUGCCCGUCUAGCUGAGGGUUGUUCUGUGUGCUGGUUCUUUACAUUCCACGGUACCGCCCAUACUUUCUCUCAUGCUGUCGUUCGUCCAUUCAAAAUAAAUGCUUGUGCACAGCACGCAUCGAUGUGUGAGUGUGCAGUUUAGGGGCUGAGGGGAAGCUAGUUGUGUCUCUGCGCCGAUGAUAUCAAAGGACUUUUUUACUUUUACCCCCCCCCCCGCUGUGUGAUAUGUAAGCUAUAUACGGCCAAUAUGCAUACGAGUAUGCCGAACAUGGGUGCUGAUGUACAUAGUGUGACAUGAGGUUGACUGACUUAUGAAGACCGCAGGGGGUCACUGCCGCUCUGAAUGAAAGCACAAGUCUGGAGAGAGGAGACUCCUCCGGGCCUCUCAGCGUAAAACUGCUACUUUCGAAGGUGUUCCUUUUGCGAGAGAAGAUUUGAAUCUGCAGCCUUGAGAAGUUGGAGCUCCUCUGGUUUUUCCCCCAGAAGUGUGGGAUGGCUGAUCAAUUGAAUCACGGAAAAUUCCGUCUGGAGUAUUGUAUGGUUCAUACAUGCCUUUUUGAGAUUUUCAAACUGAGAAAUGAUAUGAUAUCCGAUAUCCAAAAUCAGCUUUAGCACAGGAUAUCAGUCGACUCCACAUAAUGUUCAUAGAUCGUAGCUUCCAUGUGCUCAUUCCAACUGCUGAGCAUUCUUACUGACUAGUUCAAUGAGCAAUAGAUAUGUACAUAUUAUAAAUAAAGUCAGAACCCUUGCAUUUAGAAAAAGAGUUAACGUGCAUCACCGUCUGCAUCUCCCCUUCAGGAACUCAGAAUCUUUAAAUCAGGUUGAGACGAUGUCCGUCUGUAGUUCUUUGGACCCCUUUGCACCUUUUCUUAUCAUUAUGUGUCUCAGAUCAGACUUGAACUGAUUACAGGCGUGGUACUGUGCAUCUAGAGUCCAUCUUGAUGGUAUUUUAAAGCGAGGUGUAAAGGAACCUUGUGUGUUUUUAGUGUUUUUGUUUUGUUUCCCUGAAUAAUCGCACAGGUGCAACAAGAGCGGAUCCGAGUUUCACUGCCAGUCGACCUACAGUAGCAUUAAAAGGAAUACGUUGACCUUUUCUCUGCCUCUGACAUGGGACAGAUUACAAUAAAUGACUCAAAUGAGUGCAGUUAGUCAUGGACAUGUAUUUUUGGACUACAAAACGCUAACUCUGAAUUGGAAAAUGUCAUCGGGUUUCCCUUUAAUCGUCCUCGGACGCUCUUCGUGCUGAGUACAUAUGGGAUGUGAUGCUAAAGGCCCCCCCCCCCCCCCCCCCCCCGCUGCUGCUUGCGGUCAUGCGGUGUAUUUGGACUCACAGGAUUCACACAGGGAAGUCCACAUUGUUUAUUCUAACAGUAUUAGCUUGGCCUGUAAUGUAAAUACUCAUAUUGUAUAUUGAAAUGCAUAUUAAAACAUAUCUGAAUAAC